Stomoxys calcitrans (stable fly) is the source of this 937-nucleotide messenger RNA. RefSeq lists its product as uncharacterized. The record is from RefSeq and is a predicted model, not a curated record. The coding region runs from base 76 to 882 and encodes 268 amino acids. NCBI's taxonomy places the organism in Eukaryota, Metazoa, Arthropoda, Insecta, Diptera, Muscidae. The transcript has 2 exons.
GCUAGUUAGCCACUGAUCAGCAACAGUUAAAGGAUUACAAUAGAGAGUUACUAUAAAAAAAAUUAAACUUGUGAAAUGUUGUCACAAAAAUUAAGAGAUCAAAGUAUUUUCGUAAUCAUUUACGUAUAUUUUGUACUAAAAAUUUCGCUUACAAUUUGUGGUCCUCAAGGAGAAACUGUUAUCCAACGUAAUACUUUUUUGGAAAAUGGUUGCUACGAAAACCCCAUUAAGGAACCUCUUCAUUCUGAUCCCAAUCGUUAUCUGUUACGCGAACAAUGGAUUUGUCCACCUAAUGCGAUUAUCACCCACAUUACGAAAAGUAGUUUCAAUGGAACCGCCAACUCUGUCUUCCUUAAACAACUUUCUUCAAACUCUACCAUCAUUGAACGUACGGCACCUUUAGAAAAUGGAUGUUUCCAAGAAACUAUCAAGCAAGUCGAUCCUUUAAAUGCAAGCCAUUUAAUAGUCAACAAUUCGUUGAUAUGCCCAGCUGGAAAUGAAAGUUAUGAUCAGAGGAAUAUUACAGAAAAUAUUCUAAAUCCUCUGCUUACUAUAAUAGAACGUACCGCUCCAUUAGAUAAUGGUUGUUUUGAGGAAAUCGUAAAGGAAUCAAGUUCUACAAGUUUGCAGCAUCUUAUUACUGUCAGUAAGAAUUUUAUAUGUCCACCUGGCUUGAAUGUUACCUCUGUACAUGGUAAUGUUAACAAUCAGCUAUUGCCUCCUCAUGCUCCGAAUAAUACAUCAACCCAAUUAGUAAAUAAUUGCAAUACUACAAAUCAUUGUAAGAUAGCUAGAAGCUCUAGCAAAGUUGGUAUUUCAUUAUCCUUAAAAGGAUUAUUUUUUAUGGUUUUUAUGACACUGCUGUCAAAUAUUCAUAUAUGACUUCUUUAAUGAUGAAUUAAGAGUUUUUUUGUAUUAAAGUUUCGAAUAAUGUAAA